AUGUUCGGGAUCUGGCGUUUUGCGCUGCUCUCCCUGGCGGCUGUUGUCAGCGCCCAGAUGGAGAGCCUGGACCCUUGCGGAGUAGACUGCUACAACCAGGCCCUGAACAAGGCGGGCGCAUUCAACUGCGGGGCGAAUGACUUGAACUGUCUCUGCCGUGUCCCGGACUUUGGCUUUGCCAUCCGGGAUUGCGCCGAGGGAGCAUGCCCGCCUGGGUACGCGCCCACCGUCACCAACUCGGCUUCUGCCAUGUGUGCAACUUUCACCGCUGUCCCUACCACAACCCAGGCUUUAACCACGACGACUCCGGCCCCGACAACAACUGAGACGCCCACCUCGGCAUCUUCAUCCUCUGAGACCUCCUCAACAACCAGCAGCUCGACCUCAGGCUCAACGGUCCGCACUCCCUUGACACCCCAAAGCCAUGUUCAUCUCUCAACAUCCACCACCCCGGCAACAACCCCCACCACCACCUCGCCCUCAACCUUCAGCUCAGCAAUCAAACCCUCCUCCUCCACCUCCACCACUUCCACCACCGCACCCGCCGCAACAACCUCACCAUCAGAAUCACCCUCCACCGGCCUAAGCGACGCAGCCAAAAUCGGCGUCGGCGUCGGUGUCACCGCCGCCAUCCUCGCCCUGAUCGGGGUAGCAGGGUGUUUCUUCCUCCGCCGGGGCCGAGGACGGGGCGUUCUGGGCGGCAAGCCAGCCAUGCCAAACCACCGGUACAAGAUCUCAGCGCCCAUGCCCAGCGCCGAACAGCACCCUUACACGAGCAACAAGAAUAAUAAUUCGGAAUGGGAUAUUGGCAGUGGUGGUGGGGGGGAUGGGGAGCUGGAGAUGAAGAGUCGGAGGUAUGAGGAUAUGUUGCCGAGGCAGCAGCCUGAGGUGAGUGUGACGGCGGUGCAGCCGAGGCAGAUGGUUUGA
Canariomyces notabilis is the source of this 927-nucleotide messenger RNA. RefSeq lists its product as uncharacterized. The coding region runs from base 1 to 927 and encodes 308 amino acids. The transcript is spliced from 4 exons. NCBI's taxonomy places the organism in Eukaryota, Fungi, Ascomycota, Sordariomycetes, Sordariales, Chaetomiaceae. The record is from RefSeq and is a predicted model, not a curated record.